This is a messenger RNA of Stylophora pistillata, 1109 nucleotides long. RefSeq lists its product as uncharacterized. Gene Ontology annotation, molecular function: DNA binding. Gene Ontology annotation, biological process: DNA integration; DNA recombination. The record is from RefSeq and is a predicted model, not a curated record. NCBI's taxonomy places the organism in Eukaryota, Metazoa, Cnidaria, Anthozoa, Scleractinia, Pocilloporidae.
ACCGAUAUUGCCCUUCUAUAUGAACUUGCGCUUUUCAGUUUUCCGUUUUCGUUUUCGUUUCCGUUUCGUUCACCUUGUGUUUUUGUUUUUCAGAUGUUCUAAUUUCCGGGAUUUGGAGGGACGCAGCAGCCUUGGAGGACCCAUUACUACGCAGCUUGGUUCCAGAUCUUCUUGAUUUGCAGUUAGGAUCCAGGGCCCCGUCUACCUUAACCAAGUACAAGUCGAGCUGGUGGAGAUGGCGCGGAUGGGCGUCCUCGAAGAUUGGUGUCCCUGUCAUUCCGGAAAAGACCUUGCACAUUGCACUUUUUAUUACAGAACUUGCGAACGUUUGCCUUGCGAACAAUACGAGUGUCUCCCUCAUAGAAGCUGUUGUUUAUGGCAUUAAGUGGGCCCACUCUAUGGCUGGGCUAGAAAUAUGUCCAGCCAACCAUCCCCUUGUGAAAUGUUCUCUUGAGGGCGCGAAAAGAAAAUUGGCGCGUCCUGUUUGCCCGAAAGAGCCUUUAUCCGUAGUCGCGCUGCAGGCAAUUGCCGAAUGUUAUGUUUCGAGUAAUUCUCUUGCCACUCUUCGUUUUUUGUUCAUAUUGUUAGUUGGUUUCUAUGGGUUUUUUCGUAUUGAUGAAAUUAACAGUUUUUGCCUUAAGGAUGUGACCAUUAAUGCUGACCAUAUGUCUAUUUAUGUCUCCAAGCGAAAAAAUGACCUGUAUCGGGAAGGUCACACCUCUUAUCUUGCCAGGUCUGGGAAAUUUACGUGCCCAAUUUCCAUUACUGAACGAAUUAUUCAGGUUUUUUCGCAGUCUAAUUCAUCGCUUCCGCUUGUUCGUCGUAUUAUUAAGUCCAAAUCUGGCGAGUAUUUCCACGCUAGCAAGGGCGUGUCUAUUUCUAUUCUUAGAGAGGAAUUUAAGAAGUACAUCCAGCCCUUUGUUGACGACGAUUCAAAGUACGGCUCGCAUAGUAGGAGGUCUGGUGCAGCGUCGAAUCCCGCUUGUAGGCGCAUACCUGGCGAUUUAUUGGAUAUGCAUGCUGGGUGGAGGUGUCCUUCCUCGAAGAACAGAUACAUUAAACAUGCAAUUAAAGAUCGUUUAAGCGUUUCAAAAUCGCUUUUGCUCUGA